AUGCAAACCAAAUCAAUCCACUGGUCCGGCCGUUCAAACCUCAUGAGCCGCUCAGCGCAUUCAACGCCGCCGAUCGCCGAGGGCUUCGCCAACACAUCGCCGCCGGUGACCCCCACUUCCCCUCCGAACAACGGCCCCGGCACGCACCCUUCCGCGAAAAGCCAGGCCCCACAGACCCCAUUUCCCCUCACCCUCUUCUCGAAUCAGCCAUCAACCCCGCGCCCUCCAACAUCCAAUGUCUCCCUCUCGCUCCAUCACGCCAUCGCAGCACCCUUUCCUUCAACACCGGGACGUCUGAGCAUGAGCAGCAGACCCGUCCUGCGCGCUCUCUUUGCCUCAUCGCCCAGUCGCGCCAUUCUCCGCUCAGCCGCCCGGACGACCACGCACCGCCUGCCCGCCCUCGCCGCUCAUCGACCCCCACCGCCGCCGCCGUUCUCGACGUCCGCCUCCCCCGCCAUGGCCGCCUCGUACACGCCCAGCCCCGUCCUGCGCGCGCCGCGCGUCACCAUCGCCUGCGUGCAGAUGGCCGCGGGCGCCGACAAGGCCGCCAACCUGUCGCGCGCCGCGUCUCUCGUCUCGCGCGCCGCCAGCACCACCGGCGCCAAGAUCGUCGUGCUCCCCGAGUGCUUCAACUCGCCCUACGGCACCAACUUCUUCGCGACCUACGCCGAGCCGCUGCCACGGUCUCCAGCGUCGCAGCCGCCACCGGCCGACGAGGCGCCCUCGUACCACGCGCUCGCCGCCAUGGCGCGCGACGCCAGUGUGUUCCUCGUGGGCGGGUCGGUGCCGGAGCGCGAGGCCGCGACGGGGCGGCUAUACAACACGAGCCUGACCUUCGGCCCGGACGGCGCGCUGCUCGCCGCGCACCGCAAGGUGCACCUCUUCGACAUUGACAUCCCCGGCAAGAUUGCCUUUAAAGAGUCCGAGGUGCUCUCCGCCGGCGACGCGCUCACGCUCGUCGACCUCCCCGGCAUCGGGACGAUCGCGGUGGCCAUUUGCUACGACGUGCGCUUCCCGGAGCUGGCGACGGUGGCGGCGCGCAGGGGCGCGUUCGCGCUGGUCUACCCGGGCGCGUUCAACCUGACGACGGGCGCGCUGCACUGGGAGCUGCUGGCGCGGGCGCGCGCGGUGGACAACCAGCUGUACGUGGCGGUGUGCAGCCCGGCGCGCGACAUGGCGGCGUCGUACCACGCCUGGGGCCACUCGAUGGUGGUCAGCCCGAUGGCGAAGGUCCUGGCGGAGGCGCAGGAGGACGAGGCCAUCAUCAGCGCGGAGCUGGUCAGCGAAGAGAUUGAGGAGGCCCGCAGAAACAUCCCGCUGCGCACGCAGAGGCGGUUCGACGUGUAUCCGGAUGUGGCGCAGGGCAAGCAGUAA
Messenger RNA from Cordyceps fumosorosea ARSEF 2679, 1374 nucleotides. Its product is annotated as nitrilase family protein (Nit3). The coding region runs from base 1 to 1374 and encodes 457 amino acids. The record is from RefSeq and is a predicted model, not a curated record. The transcript has a single exon. Lineage: Eukaryota; Fungi; Ascomycota; Sordariomycetes; Hypocreales; Cordycipitaceae. Gene Ontology annotation, molecular function: omega-amidase activity. Gene Ontology annotation, cellular component: mitochondrion. Gene Ontology annotation, biological process: oxaloacetate metabolic process; L-glutamine metabolic process.